GAAAAUUUCAGCACCAAGGACAGCUGUCCAGUAGAGACUCGCGUGAGGAGUGAGGGUGGGUGUGUGCAAAGGGGGAGUGUGCCGUGAGAGAGGGAGAUAUUUUCAGAGGGGACAAUCAAGGAGAGCAUUUGUUGGGAUUAGGCCCGUGCGUUAGGUUGGAGUGGAUUACCCCGGGCUGCUCUGGAAAUGAGCCGCGCUUUAUCGCCUGAUGAGCUUCUCGGCUUCUCCGUCCGCUCCAACUGAUCACGGCACCUGAAGCGCAGCCUGACUCUUCCCCUCCGCAAUCACCGCCGAGGCUUCUGCCCUCUAGCUGCAUGGAAACAUGACCGACGUCCCCCAAAUCGUUAAAAUCGGGAUUUCCCUGAAGAUACUUCCAAAUAACGGCGCGGUGUUCUUCAAGUCAGACGGCGCUCGGUUCGGACAGACGCGGACCAUCAAGCUGCUGACAGGAUCCAAGUACAAGAUCGAAGUGGUGGUGAAACCAGGAGCAGUUCAGGCCACUUCAAUGAGUGUGGGUGGAGUGACCUUUCCCUUGGAGCAACAGUCCAAAGACCCCCAGUCUGUGGUCUACACUGGUCAGUACGACACCGAGGGGGUUGCACACACCAAGAGUGGAGAAAGGCAACCAGUUCAAAUCAGUAUACAGGUAUGGGUGUAAUACAUAUAUGGAGGG
This is a messenger RNA of Cyprinodon tularosa, 673 nucleotides long. Its product is annotated as CB1 cannabinoid receptor-interacting protein 1-like. The transcript is spliced from 2 exons. Bases 323 to 658 code for a protein of 111 amino acids. Gene Ontology annotation, molecular function: type 1 cannabinoid receptor binding. Gene Ontology annotation, biological process: negative regulation of signaling receptor activity. Gene Ontology annotation, cellular component: plasma membrane. The record is from RefSeq and is a predicted model, not a curated record. Lineage: Eukaryota; Metazoa; Chordata; Actinopteri; Cyprinodontiformes; Cyprinodontidae.